CUAUACAAAAACAACCUUCCUCGUUGAAUGUGUAGACAUUCACGCUCUCCGUGUCUUUCUGUCUGUCUGUAAUAAUCUCUCUCUUUCUCUCACUCAAAUUCUUGUGUCCAAAAGGUCUUUGCCAAUGGAUGCUAAAUCUGCUGUAGAUCUAAUGGAGUCUUCCUCUGAGGUUCAUUUUUCUGGAUUUCACAUGGAUGGUUUUGAGCAAAGAAAGGCUAGCACAGAACAACCGACAACAUCAGAUACUGAAAUGUAUAAACAACCUUUUGUCAUAGGUGUUGCUGGGGGUGCAGCAUCUGGAAAGACAACAGUUUGUGAUAAGAUUAUUCAGCAGCUUCAUGAUCAACGGGUUGUACUUGUUAAUCAGGAUUCUUUUUAUAAUAACUUGACUGAGGAGGAACUUAAAAGAGUACAGGAUUACAACUUUGACCAUCCUGAUGCUUUUGAUACUGAGCAAUUGCUCGAUGUUAUGGACAAGUUGAAGUGUGGCGAAUCAGUAGAUAUUCCGAAGUAUGAUUUUAAGAGUUACAAGAGUCAUGUGUUAAGAAGGGUAAACCCUUCAGAUGUUAUAAUUUUGGAAGGCAUCCUCGUUUUCCAUGAUCCACGUGUUCGGGGGUUGAUGAAUAUGAAGAUAUUUGUUGACACAGAUGCUGAUGUUCGUUUGGCAAGAAGGAUUAGGCGUGAUACUGCUGAGAAGGGUCGGGACAUUGCAGCAGUUCUUGAUCAGUAUUCAAAAUUUGUGAAGCCAGCUUUUGAUGACUUUAUUCUUCCAACAAAGAAGUAUGCUGAUAUAAUUAUACCCCGUGGAGGAGAUAAUCAUGUGGCCAUUGAUUUGAUUGUUCAGCAUAUCCGCACUAAGCUUGGUCAGCAUGACCUGUGUAAAAUAUAUCCAAAUUUAUACGUCAUUCAUUCAACUUUUCAGAUACGGGGUAUGCAUACCCUGAUACGUGAUGCACAGACAACAAAGCAUGAUUUUGUAUUUUAUUCUGAUCGUUUGAUUCGUUUGGUUGUAGAACAUGGCUUGGGGCAUCUGCCAUUUACAGAGAAGCAAGUAGUCACCCCCACUGGUUCUGUAUACACCGGUGUGGAUUUUUGUAAGAGGUUGUGUGGUGUCUCUGUCAUCAGGAGUGGGGAGAGUAUGGAGAAUGCUUUACGAGCAUGCUGUAAAGGUAUCAAGAUUGGGAAAAUUCUAAUUCACAGAGAAGGUGACAAUGGUCAACAGGUUUGUCCAUCCACAUGUAUGCUUUGGUACAUUAUGUUUUUCAUUUUUUCAUCACUGACUUCUUAUACUUUGAUCAAUGAGCAGCUAAUAUAUGAAAAGUUGCCAAAUGAUAUCUCAGAUAGGCAUGUCUUACUGUUGGACCCUAUCCUUGGCACAGGUAAUUCGGCUGUUCAAGCAAUUUCUUUACUUAUAAGAAAGGGUGUACCGGAGUCAAAUAUCAUCUUUCUUAAUCUCAUAUCUGCACCUAAAGGUGUGCAUGUGGUCUGCAAAUGUUUUCCAAGAAUAAAAAUAGUGACAUCUGAGAUUGAGAUUGGUUUGAAUGAAGAUUUCCGUGUCAUACCAGGCAUGGGAGAGUUUGGAGAUAGGUACUUUGGAACAGAUGAUGAUAAUGAGCAAGUGGUGGUUCCUUCACAGUAGUUAUAAUUGGGACAAAUCCACAAAAUUUUAAGGUUGAUCAUCAGUACUAGUGAGAGAUUUCCUCUGAAAAAUGGGUUGAAAUUUGCUCAAACAUUAUUGUGCUGGGGUCUCUGAAUUUUAGUUAUAAAUCAAUUUUGACUCUGUUGGACCUUGGAUCAUCAUUUCAUUAUACUUAUGUUUUUGUUUACAAAAAGACGUAUUGUGGAAAUACUG
Gastrolobium bilobum is the source of this 1852-nucleotide messenger RNA. RefSeq names its product uridine kinase-like protein 3. Lineage: Eukaryota; Viridiplantae; Streptophyta; Magnoliopsida; Fabales; Fabaceae. Gene Ontology annotation, cellular component: cytoplasm. The coding region runs from base 125 to 1639 and encodes 504 amino acids. Gene Ontology annotation, molecular function: kinase activity; ATP binding. The record is from RefSeq and is a predicted model, not a curated record. The transcript has 14 exons.